GCGGGAGGAGCACUCCGCCGGCGCCUGCUGCCGGGAUGACCCCGCCAUCGCCAUGCUGCACGCCCUCCCUCACCACGCACGCCCUGCCCCGGGACGUCGCCGUAAGUCCAGGCUGCAGUUAUGCGUUGAUGAAGGAGAGCAUGAAUGCCCACAUAAGUGUUUGGGAGUAUUAAUUCUUCUGACCUUGAAGAAGCAUCAAGACAACAAUGUCACAAGCAGCUCCGAGACAACAUCGCAUUCCUCGGCGGGCCACCACACCCAUGCCCUUCGUCGGCGCAGCAUGGGUUCUGCUCCUUCUCCCCGGCCAACUCUGGUCGCCGUCCGAGCUCUAGCCGGAGGAGGAGUCCCGGAUAAAUCCGUGGAGAUAGCUCACUCAGUAGUACGCCAGGCGCUCAAACACAUGCCCUCAGCGCCGUUGUCAUCAGGUCUCAUAUAUCUAAGAUAUACAUGUCUAAUAGUCUACUAGGAAGCAUGGCAGCCUGCCAACAUGUGGUGGUGACGUAGCACAAGUGACCGGCUGGACCAUGCUCCACCGGCUGCCACCCAUGCGUAGGUGCACGAGGGAGUUGAAGCCUGAGAUAGAGAGGUUUAGAGGGAGGAGAUGAGCGGCUGGCGACCACGUACAACUGCACUCUGGCCCGCGUCACCACCUCGCCAUGCACCCUCCUGCUCGGGCCUCCCCGCCGCCCAGACCAACAAGAUGCGACAGUGCUGCCCGUACCCUUCUCCCUGGUCAGUUCCAUCGCUGGCGCCUGCUGCGGGGUGAGGCUGCCAUGCUGCACGCCCUGCUCCAGGACAUUGCCGUACCUCCAGGCUCCAGUUAUGUGUUGAUGAAGGAGAGCAUGCAUGCCCAGAUAGUUGUUUUGGAGCAUUCUCCCCAGCCAACUCUGGUCGCCAUCCGAGCUCUAAGAGGAGUCCUGGAUAAAUCGGUGGAGAUAGCUCACGCAGAAGUGCGCCGGCCGCUCAAACACAUGCCCUCAGCGUCGUCAUCGUCAGGUGCAACGCUGAGACAAAGGCAGCCAUGUCGAUGCUCAUCUGCAAUGGGUGUUAGAGCCUCUUUACGUACAACCACAGUGCCACUGGAACUGUCUCAACUCCACAAGAGCAGUGAGGAGCGACGACAGGGAGGAAAUGGGCGCGACCGAGCAGGAGGUCAAGAUGGCUUCCCCAAUGUCCAUCGAGGCGGCCUCGGCGCUGCCCUUCAGGAGAUUGUCAACCUCGCCACCCAAAGUUGGAGAGGAUCAAAGGCUGAGUGGACACCCCACAGUCACGCCAUGGCUGAGUUUCCAGUUAACAGAAACUAAGCAUUUGGACCACUCCGGCCUUUUUAGUCUAUAGAGGCGACAUAGGAGCUGUGGUACAUGUGUUGAGGCCCUUCCUCGGUCGUUUGACUUGGCCAAGGUGCUGAGGACCGAGGUCCAUGCUGAUGGCCUCUUAGAGCUUCUUUGCUGCCUGCCACUAGACACCGGGAGAAAGAUGGUGGUGGCCGCAGGGAGCAUGGGAGCUAUGGUGGCAGCUGGACGCUAGGAGCUGUCCGAGGUGGUCGAUGCCAAGAGAAUGGCGGCACAUGAAAAGAAAGGACAUGAUUUUGUCGAAAAGGGCGUCCCUAUUUUCAUCACCUGCUGGUACAAUGCGUGAGGGAAUGACUUGAUCUGGCUGUCCGAUUUGUCUCCUUGUCUCAACAGCAUGCUCUGCUUCAGCUCGCAGGCGACAUAUAGGAGCUGUGGUACAUGUGUUAAGGCCCUUCCUCGGUCGUUUGACUCGGCCAAGGCGAUGAGGACCGAGUUCCAGGGUGAUGCCCUCUUGGAGCUUCUUUGCUGCCUGCCACUUGACACCAGGAGAAAGAUGGUGGCGGCAGCAGGGAGCAUGGGAGCUAUGGUUGCAGCUGGACUCUAGGAGCUGUCCGAUGUGGUCCACGCCAAGGAAGAGAAUGGCGGCACACAAAAAGAAAGGACAUGAAUUUUCCGAAAAGGGCGUCCUAUGGUCAUCGCCUUCUGGUACAAUGCGUGAGGGAAUGACUCAAGCUGGCUGUCUGAUUUGUCUCCUUCCUUGCCUUAACAUCGUGCUUUGCUUCAGGUUGCAGGUUAUGACCUCCCUUCUUACUUCUCACUUCUGGCUGGUUUGCUUUGGUUGGUACAACAAACCGGACGUGUUUGUGGAAGUGCUUAUCAGAGAUGAAAUAUUUGUUUAUGCCUAGCCUUUGUUUCCUUUCUAGGGAUGCAUUCUUAUGCUAGCUGAGAUGCAUAUGGUUUUCCUUUUAGACUAGUGCAUUCUUAUAUAUCUUUGUGAUGUUCAAUUUUGAUGCUGCCAUUUUAAAAUUGAUUGUGGGAUUUCUAAGCAGUUGGGUAUGUACCUGGAGACAUUCAUUUGGUUGUGAAUAUCACUGUAUAGUUAGAUCAGGCCUAAUAAGUAAACCAAUAAGAAGAGAAUGUAGUUUGUGAUUAAAGGUUUCUUAAUAGUCUCUGCAAUCAAUCGUUUAUCUCCUGAUGUAGGAGUACUAGUAGCAGUAGUACCUAACAGUGCAUCUUGUUUUGUUUUAUGUAUUACUAUUCGUAGACCACACCAGGGAGGCCAUCGGUUGCUUCUCUGGAUCUUUCUAUGAAGAAUGGUCAUCAUCAUGUUUUUCUAUUUGGUUGAGUUUAGAUAUGUGGCAUGUGUCAUUUUCUUCUGAUAAAUAUGCCCACAAAUUAGCCCAUGAUGUCCAGCUUUAUUGAAGAAUUGCAGUUUUUAAUAUUUGGGUUACAAAUUUUAAUUGAGAUCCAAAUUUAGAAUAACCGUAGUUACCAUUAAUGAGUAUCACUUCUGAUGGGGUCUUGCUACUCGUGCCCACCGGCGUUGAUGUCGGCAACCUGCUCUGCCUGACCCCCUUCUCCAGAUGCUCAAGGUAUUCCCUAUUCCACUGAAAAAUCGGUUCUUUCUUGUCGCAUGUUGGGCAGAUGUUACAGGUUGCAGUGUUGUAGCUCAGUUCUGGGAGGAAGAUGAUGGUCUGUUUGUAACAUUGAAACACCACCAUGAUUUUUUUUUGUGUCUUCUAGUAGUUGUCAUCAUAUGAAUUCCUUGACAUGAUGUUUGCUAAGAAUAUGACGAGCAAUAUCUGUCUCCUGUGGGAUCGUGUUAUUUGAGCAACUCAUAUUUCUGUGUUGGUACAGUCCAAAAAUGAUACAUGAAAACAGAGCUAGGCAGGUUUGUUUGUAGCAUCUUGGCAUCAAUCAUACCUAUUACUUUUUGUCAGUUCUGUAGAUUAGAUCAGGACAAGUUCAUUGUUCUCCAACGUUAUCCAGUUCUUGAUCAAGCUUCUGAAACCCAUCACAUAUAUUAACACCUGAGCUGAUAGCUAUGAUAUUUUUUGUGUAAUAUAUAACUUCCUCAAAGCUGGUACCUGCACUGCUUGUUUUAACGCUUCAUAUGACUUCCUUUAUUUUCACCUCGGAUGUUCUAAAUUACAACUAUAUUUCUACUCAUUUGCAUGAUAAUUGGCUGAUAUGGAUUGCAAGUGAUAUUCUUCUCGUCUUUUUUUCUUUUGCUACUAUCCUGCUAUUUUCAGUUUACCAUCUUUGCUUAUGCUUAUCCAGUUGCCUCAUGUGAAGGUGAAUCUUUUAUUUGGUAGUGUUGUCGUGCAGGUGACAAGGUGAGCUUGUUCAACUGGUGGCAGUCAGAGGCGACGGAGCAGCGCGUAUGUUGUUGUUCUCCCCAUGAAGAUAUGAUGUGGAUCUGGACACUUGAACCGGCCAGCGGGACAUGCUUUUAUUUGUGAUGUUGCAGUGGAUUAAGUUCUAGUUAGCUAUGCUGGCCUGGAGCAUCUUCAACAGUCUGGAGUAUUUUACCAUUGUGGUGUAUAAUGUUUUUGCUGAAAGGUUUGUAACAAAUAGGUUUUGUUGUGUGAUGUUUGCCUUGUCGAGACAUGCUUGAUGUCCUUAAUACAAACAGUUUGGCAUUA
Molecule: messenger RNA, 3937 nt
Organism: Lolium rigidum
Lineage: Eukaryota; Viridiplantae; Streptophyta; Magnoliopsida; Poales; Poaceae
Exons: 11
Coding region: 657-1304 (215 amino acids)
Source: RefSeq, a predicted model, not a curated record